UGAUAAUAUCGCCGAACUAUAUAGUUCAACUUUUUAUGGUUCAAAUUUGUAUUGUUUUUCGAAUUGGUAUUUAUAAAUAACGAUAUUUCUGCCAGGUUUUUCGGUCCAAACUUCUCUUCUGCUGUUUCAAUUAUCAGAGCUACUGAGCGACUAUGUAGUAUGUAUGUACCUAACGUCACCUAAUUAGUAGUUGUUGAUUUGGUAAUUACCAGUAUUAUACAAUUGUUCAUUACACAUAUAAACAAUAAUAUAUUGAAUCUAGGUAUUCAAUUAUUACUACUUUGUAUUGAAUUCAAACCCAUAUUAAAAGGUAAAUACAUUUACAUACCUAUUAUAAAAUAAACAAAAUUCAAACUGUCAUAUCUAAUCAUAGCAUAAUCGUUUUUUUUUUUUUUUUUUUGUCAGGCAAGAUGAAUCUUUUCAAUGAUAGAAAGGUAAAAGAAUACAUUGAUUUGUUGAACGGACAUAGUUUCAUUAAACAUGUGAUGACUUAUUGUCGGUGUAUUGAAAACAAUUUUCCAAAAUAUGCUCAUACGGAUAGUGCGCCUUUCAGUAAAAAUUUGGCUGAAUUAGCUGCCAGACAGGAACCAGAAACCAUAAAAUUGCUUGUAAUGUAUAUAUCAAAUGAAUCUUAUUAUAAUGCGGAUACAAUGACAUUUUUAGUAAGUGAAAUGAUGAACUGUGAGAAUAUUGAUAAAGUUGAUCAAUACUAUAAUGUACUUUACGCAAACUUCAGAAAGCAUCCACCCUGUGCUCUUUAUAUGGCCAAAGAUUAUGAACAAUUAAUGCUCACACGUAAGCAAGAAAAUGCUACAAAAUACUUCAGAGGAAUGUCGCUUUGGGAAUAUCUUAUUGAAUGUUUCUAUCGUAUAACAAGUGGGUCUAUUUUAUAUGGGGAAAAUGGAGCAUUUGAUUUGGCAUUCUACAGGUUUUUUAAAUUUUGUGUGGAAAUUCUACAAACAGAAUAUGAGACAGCUAAACAUUAUGGUACUAGACCCUUGAUAAUGAAGUGUUUAAAUUAUAAUCCUAAAAGACCAACAAGAUUAACAGAAAUUAUUAAACUUUUGGAUAUGUUAUUCAACACUGGAUUCAAUUUUCAAUUGUCUGUUAUUCAACUCGCAAUACUUGUAAAGGAAAUUAAACAGAUUUAAAGAGAUUGAGACAAUAAAUAUGUAUUUUUACUAUUAUUUAUCUAAUUAUUAUGGUUUUUAAUUACAUUUAUUUCUCAUUUGUUGUACUCCUAAACAUUUUUAUUGUAAAAUAUUAAAGUAUCUCAGAAUAUAUUUU
This is a messenger RNA of Cinara cedri, 1287 nucleotides long. The record is from the annotation of a GenBank genome assembly. NCBI's taxonomy places the organism in Eukaryota, Metazoa, Arthropoda, Insecta, Hemiptera, Aphididae.